Molecule: messenger RNA, 4725 nt
Organism: Sycon ciliatum
Lineage: Eukaryota; Metazoa; Porifera; Calcarea; Leucosolenida; Sycettidae
Product: two pore channel protein 1-like
Exons: 28
Coding region: 335-3532 (1065 amino acids)
Biological process (GO): transmembrane transport; monoatomic ion transport
Cellular component (GO): endosome membrane; lysosomal membrane
Molecular function (GO): monoatomic ion channel activity; voltage-gated channel activity
Source: RefSeq, a predicted model, not a curated record
UGGCGACAAGCACAACCACUCGUGGAGUCUACGAGAUCUGUACUUGGAAACACAAUUUUGAAGGGCGUCAUUUUCUAUGCCAUAAGCUCGAUCCCUUGUUCAUUGAAUCAUCUCCUCCUACAAUACAAACCAUUCAGGUCCAUUGGAGUUGUGCAGUAUUGUCGCAACUAGGUCUCUCUCAUGCAUGAGCUUGACCGGACGAGCUAGCCAGCUUUUUCUAUAGUCGCAGCAUUGAAAACGUCUCAUGUGAAAUCCAGAGGCGAAAUCACUUCAGUACAAUAGUUUUUGAGGUUGGCCGUCGCAUUGCGUCCGCACGGAAGGAGGCGCCGGGGCCAUGGAAGAUGACGAGGAAGGGCUGAGUUCUGCGGAUUCCAGGUUGCUGACCAGAGCACGCCCUUCAAUGCAAACUGGUCGUCGGAUAAGCAGCUCUCCCUACAGUCUGUUGCAGGCCAAGAGACUGGCACUGAGAUGGGAGGCACGAUACCAGGAAGCGGCCAUUUACUUGCAAGAAGGCUUUGAGAAUGACAGCUUUGCGUCACAUCCACGCGAUGCAUCCAGCAUGCAGGCGUAUCGCUUUGUGCACACUUUUCACAUCCUGGACGUCAGUGCUGCUAUUCUCCUCAUGGCCUUAGCGCUGGUAGAAUUUCCGGCUGUAGACAAAUUGCAAAUGCCAACACAGGGUCAUGCUCUUGUGGAGCUCUUACUGCUAGUUGUCCUGGCCAUGGACCUGUUCAUGCGCAUGCGAUGGCUGAAGUGGCGGCGAGUCUACAAACACAAACGAAUCAUUCUAAAAACGUUAUUUCUUGCUAUCAUGCUGACGGAGGCCAUCGCGGUGGCGGUGCGUGAGAAGUCUCAUUUCCGCAUCACCCGCUGCCUGCGCCCGCUGUUCCUGCUCGACUCCUAUUACUGUAUGGGUGCUAGACGAGUUGCCCGUCAGAUAGUGCAGUCGUUGCCACCAAUCCUGGAUAUGAUCAUGUUGCUACUCUUCAUCAUGGUCAUCUUCUCUGUGUUUGGUUACUUCCUGUUCUCGGAGAACCCAAAUGAUCCGAAUUUCAGUUCAUUCAAGAACAGUUUUGUCAGCCUGUUCAUCCUAGUGACAACGGCAAACUAUCCGGAUGUCAUGAUGCCGGCUUACAACUACUACCAAUGGGCGCCGGCGUUCUUCAUCAUCUACCUUUGUAUCACACUCUAUAUCUUGCUCAAUCUUCUGACCGCUGUUGUCUACUCAACAUUUCAAGAAUUUGAGAAGAGAAAGUUUCGUAAGCUGCUGCUCCAUCAACGCGAGGCAGUGAGGAAGAUGUUCAAUCUGCUGUGCGGACAACGUCGGAUUUCACUACCCUUUAUCCACUUCCGUGGUGUCAUGCGCUACUAUCGGCCAGCAAUAGAUGAUGUGUCGUGUCGGUGUGUCUUCAAAGUGCUCAAUACCAGCGGGUCUGGUCGUUUGACUCUGGAAGAAUGUUACCCGGUUUACGAGGCCGUGUUGCUGCGCUGGAGUCGGAUUGAUGGUACCAUGCAAGAGGAGACUUGGUAUACCAAAAUGCCAAAACCAGUCUGGAAAAUGUUACACGGAAUAAAUCGUCUUGUUGAGCAUCGAUUCUUCCACUACUUCAUCAUUCUGACCAUUGUUGGCAACUGUGUGUUCAUGUUGCAAGACGCUGCAUCUGGACAAGUUGAUCAACACGGAGCCAAUGCCAUAGCUAGCACAGUCUUCACAGCUAUCUACACGAUGGAAGCGUGUUUGAAGAUCCUGGGACUCGGCCCUCGCCAGUACUUUGCUCACUCCUGGAACAUGUUUGACUUUGUCAUCGUCAUAAUGAGCCUGAUUGGCUUGCUGGCGCAGGCGUCUCACCUCCGCUUCUUUGUCGUGCUGCGUCCUCUGCGUCUAUUGCGAUUAUUGGAGCUGAAGAAGCGUUAUCAAGAUGUGCUGGCUACACUGUUUGUGCUGCUGCCGCGCAUGGCGAAUGUUGGGCUUCUCCUGAUUGUCUUCUUCUACUUCUUUGCCAUUAUCGGCAUGGAGUUUUUCCCUUUCAAAGUCAGCCCUGGAUGCUGUGUGAAUAGUAGCGUGAGUACGUAUUACUCCGUGGGACCGAACACUGUCUUCUACUACUUGAACAGCUUUGAUAACAUUCUCAGAAGCUACGUGACGUUGUUUGAGCUGAUGAUCGUCAAUAACUGGUUUGUCAUAAUGGAUGGUUAUGUGUCAGAGACGAGUGAAUGGGCGCGUGUCUACUUCAUGAUGUUCUAUCUGAUGUCCUUGAUGGUAGUCAACAUAGUUGUUGCAUUUAUCCUGGAUGCUUUCCUUUUCCGAAUUGAGUCACAGAAGGAUGGAUCAGCGGCUCUGGAGGGUGACCUUAGUCUGGUGGAGAUCUCACUAUCCCAGGACGAGGUACAGGAUCGACGUGAUGCUACCUCGCUGAGUAUCCUUGCAGACCCAACUGAAGUGAAGUUCAAAGGCCGACGUCGCCGCACCAAGGCCGACCUCAGUUUGAUGAUGUACCGCGACGAGAUCAAGGAGUGGUGCCAUCAAGCCGAUACCAACCCCUCUGCUGACCUACUCUCACGCAAUAGUGUCGUGAGCGAUGAGCGUGAUGGUCCUGCCAGUAUGGAAACACUGGCCAGCGAGGAUGCAGACUCUAGCUCAAGCAACGACGAUGGAAAGCCAGUGAUGCCGGUGGACGCUCGGCUUAACCAUCCGUUUGCCACGCGCGACUCCGACCCGGUCGUCGUCCACCGCGAUCGCCUCAGCGGCCAAGUGUCGCCGGUUCAUCUGUCCCAUUCGUCCGUGCACUACGAUUCGACGUCAGCGAUCGGCCCUGCUGGCAUGUUUCCAGGCGCGCUAGGCUCAACCAGUACCAGCACCAACACUAGCAGCAGCGUCGGUGGUGGUAGUAUGAGCAGGACUGCUUCACGACACAGCACUGGUGCUCUAUUAACAGCAGGUGCAUCAUCGCGCCACAUGCUCAAGUCUUCGGUGUCCAUGACGUCACAGAUGACCAUGUCCAGUGCCGCCGGCGUAAUGGACAAGGCAACGCACGACGCCGACGAUUGGACAGCCUUUGCUACCAACCGCAUGCAGAAGCAGUCCGUGGGCGGGGGCGGUGGAGGUGCGAGUGGUUUUGACGGGGGCAGUGGCGGCGUGCGUAAGUGCACGUCGGAAUUGCCCUCGCCCUCGCACCCGGACAGCGGAGCGGGCACACCGCGGCGCACACUCCGACUCUCGCAUUCGGUCAGCGAGAUUAACUCCCCGGUCAACGCUGGCUUGCUGUCAGCCAACCUGUCCAACCUGUCGUCGUCAGUUGUACACGCAGCACGUGGACAGCACCAGCACCAGGUAGUUCAUCCCAGCAGCACGAACAGCACGAGCAGCAGUAGAACAGGAGGAGGUAUAACUGGACUCGGCCACUCUAGCAGCACAGCAUCGUCGUUACCAGGAUCUACGCAUCACCUGCCUCGCUCUCGUCCAUCCUCCACUGCUCACCUGCCGCCGGUCGGAUCCAGUGAGAGCGAUGAUGUACACCUCAUUAUGCCCUAGGCCAUCAUCACAUCCAUUCCAUUACAUCAUCAUCGUCUGGAGAUUGGUGAUUACAUCAUCGUCCGGAGAUUGGUGAUUACAUCAUCAACCGGAUAUUGAUGAUUACGUUAUCAUCCAGAUGUUGACGAUUACAUCAUCCAGAGGUUGACGAUUACAUCAUCGUGUUCGGAGAUUGAUGAUUACAUCAUCCAGAUAUGAAACGGUGGUGUAGUCUGUGACGCAUGGACUCUGUUAGUGAGGGUACGGCCUCUGCGUUGGCCCAGCUACUUUGGAUAAACUUGAGUAGGUCUGUAGUGGUAGCAGGUGCAUGCUACGACAGUGCACUGGAUCUGUAUGUUUUUGACUCUUGAGCAGUAUUUAGUCUGGUAAAGGUGUACGGCAACUGAACACUCUGAGUGAUCAACGGUGACUAUACAUUCUACGAUGUCAUUGUCUUUACUGUUGAUGUGUUGUUCCCAAUACAUCCCCAUGUUCUGCGUCGUCCCAAUCUAUACUUGGAAGUAUAGUUUGGACAACAUCAGUAUGACGUCAUGACGUCUUUCUCCCGCCAUUGCAAUUGCAUUUUGGAGAUGGAGCGAAACUUCCCAUUACUUUCCUCUCGGUACAGUUCUUCACUUGCAACUGGCUAUUUGCCAGUGAAAGGCGGACUUGUGCCCUAGUCUAACAAUACUAACUUAAACCUGGACAUGAAAAAAAUUAAUCUCUCUAUCUAUUACCUUUUUAUCUAUUUUUAAGAACAAAUCUCCGCACGAGAGAGCUCUAUUUAUUCUCACUUGACUUACAUGGGUUCUUCCAUCUUGCUCAUGUCUGCCCAUUGCUGGCUGGCUCGCCAUUUUGCUGGUCCCCUCCUUCGGCUGACGAUGGCCGACUUUUAGAUUUGAUUUUAGAAAUUUCCCGUCGCGGUGCCGCUCACAAGUUUUUGUCUGGCACACAGAUACCUAGCCAUAAUACUAGAGAGAGAGAGAGGGAGAGUUUUCCAUUGCUGCACAGCUAUUCUAGCCAGUUAUUGUAGGAAAUGUUAGAAGUUAGUUAAUUUUAAAGGAAGAGUUUUUUUGAUUCUGGGCCUGGUGCCAGGGAUCUUUGAAUCUGAGAUGAUUAACCCUAACGACUUCAUGCUGUUCUGCAUGUGUCAAAGUAUUAUUGUUUGGAGAGUCGACUGUGCUGCUCUGGCCAUUUGCUGUUCUGCGCUGUUA